Messenger RNA from Selaginella moellendorffii, 696 nucleotides. RefSeq lists its product as uncharacterized. Lineage: Eukaryota; Viridiplantae; Streptophyta; Lycopodiopsida; Selaginellales; Selaginellaceae. Bases 29 to 499 code for a protein of 156 amino acids. The transcript is spliced from 5 exons. The record is from RefSeq and is a predicted model, not a curated record.
CCUUUGAAUGGUUUUGUUUUAGGGCAAGAUGGCGAUAGAUUUGGAGGAGGUCCGGGAGUGGCAACGCAAGCUCAGUAGAGCGGAAGCCUUUGUCAAGGAGAGUAAAGAGUUGUUUCCCAGGACCAAAUUGAUCCCAGACUACUGCCUCGUAAACCUAAUCGCGGACAAGAUGGAGCAAUCGAGGCAAAGGUUAAUGGCUUAUUGGGAUCCAAAGGAUCCAAACAAGAAACUGGAUGAUGCCGAACUGAUUCGUAAACUUGGCUUUCUCUCGGGAAUGAAGGAGGAGGUUGACCUUGCGAUAUCUACAAACAACCAAGAGAGGCUUUUUGGCCUUAUCUUGCGACUCUUAACUCGUCAAUCUUCGCCCAUUCUCGGCAUCGAUGUGAAGGAAUUGGAUACAGCUUCUGCCCUGGAAAGUGAGUUCCAAAGGGCCAGGGAAAAUGGCUACGAAGGCGUGCUCAUCCAGGCACUCUGCACGGCGAUGUCUUACCCCGGGUAAACAUCGUACUGAAACCUGUUUAUGGCAGACACUGGGAUGGAGAGCAAUCCUGCUUCAUGGUAUGUUUGUUCUUAAAAAAUGAUUAGCAGGUCGUGGUGGACAAACUUGUUCGAAGUAGAUGAGAUCUAGAAACAAUGCAAAGAUUAUGAAAUGUCUCCUUGAAAUUUAAACAGGACAAAGAACUAUUCCAUUAACUC